AGUGCUGCCAGAGGGCUGUGGGGAGACAGCCAUCCAGCGCACAGGGACCUGAAAGUUCCAAGGGACACAGAGGGAAGCUGUGUGGGGAAUCAGUGACCUAGAUGGCAGCCAAGCAGACAGAGCCCGUGACAAUCAUCAGCCUUCGGAAACUGAGCCAGGCAGCCCCAGAACCGCAGCAGAAAGAGACCAAGACAUUCACGGUGGAGGAUGCGGUGGAGACCAUCGGCUUCGGGCGCUUCCACAUUGCACUCUUCCUAAUCAUGGGCAGCACCGGGGUUGUGGAGGCCAUGGAGAUCAUGUUAAUAGCAGUUGUGUCUCCUGUUAUCCGAUGUGAAUGGCAGCUGGAGAACUGGCAGGUGGCGUUUGUCACCACGAUGGUGUUUUUUGGCUACAUGGUAUCCAGCAUCCUUUUUGGUCUCCUGGCUGACAGAUAUGGCCGCUGGAAGAUUUUGCUGCUCUCAUUCCUGUGGGGAGCCUACUUCUCCUUACUGACCUCUUUCUCCCCCUCCUACAUCUGGUUUGUCUUUCUGCGGACGAUGGUAGGCUGUGGAGUGUCUGGCCAUGCACAAGGGUUAAUCAUAAAGACUGAAUUUCUGCCCACAAAAUACCGAGGCUACAUGCUGCCCUUGUCGCAGGUUUUCUGGCUUGCUGGCUCCCUGCUCAUCAUCAGCAUGGCCUCUGUGGUCAUCCCCACCAUUGGGUGGCGUUGGCUCAUCCGCAUCGCCUCCAUCCCUGGCAUCAUCCUCAUCAUGGCCUUCAAGUUUAUCCCUGAAUCUGCUCGCUUCAACGUCUCCACUGGGAACACCCAGGCUGCACUGAACACCCUGGAGAGCAUUGCCAAGAUGAACCGCUCAGUCAUGCCAGAGGGACGGCUGGUGGAGCCCAUCCUGGAGAAAAGAGGAAGAUUUGCAGAUCUACUAGAUUCUAAAUACCUUCGGACCACAUUACAGAUCUGGAUCAUAUGGCUGGGAAUUUCUUUUGCCUAUUAUGGGGUCAUCCUGGCCAGCGCUGAGCUGCUUGAGCGGGAUCUGGUCUGCGGUUCAAAGUCGGAGUCAGAACCAGAGGUGGUAGAGACCACAGGGGACUCAGGGGAGGGUCUGAGUCCCUGCUAUUGCCACAUGUUUGCACCCUCUGACUACAGGACCAUGAUCAUCAGCACCCUCGGAGAAAUCGCUUUGAACCCUUUAAAUAUCCUGGGCAUCAAUUUCCUGGGCAGACGGCUGAGCCUGUCGAUCACCAUGGGAUGCACGGCGCUGUUUUUCCUUCUCCUCAAUAUCUGCACUUCAAGUGCAGGCCUCAUUGGCUUCCUCUUCAUGCUGAGGGCCCUGGUGGCAGCAAACUUCAACACCAUCUACAUUUACACUGCUGAGGUCUACCCAACCCCGAUGCGUGCUAUAGGGAUGGGAACCAGCGGCUCCCUGUGUCGCAUUGGAGCAAUGGUAGCUCCAUUUAUAUCCCAGGUCUUAAUGAGUGCCUCAUUCUUGGGAGCCCUGUGUCUUUUCUCAUCUGUCUGUGUUGUGUGCGCCAUUUCUGCAUUUACUCUUCCCAUUGAGACCAAAGGACGGGCUUUGCAGCAAAUUAAAUGAGGACCUGCAAUACUAAUGUGGAGAAAAGUAUAUUUGAUCUUCACCGAGUUAUUUUUAAUGGGUUUAUUUCUGCACGUGGUAAUUAAGAAAGCAAGUAUAUAUUAAGGCAAUGAGGGCAGACACCAAAAAUGCAGUGGGGCUCUUAGGAAACAAGCCUCUCAUAGGAUAUCCUUAGCCACAUUGUAGUUCAUGCCUGAAAUCCCUGCAUAUACAGGUUGAGGGGGCAGGAUGGCCAGGAAUUCCAUGUCCUCCUCAGCUGUAAAGUUAGUUUGAGGCCAGCCUGGGCUACAUGAGAUCCUGUCUACAAACAUCAAAAGCCUAGGAGAAGGUGAGGGUGGAGGAUACACUUCUCAUUUGGUAUCAACAACUAUUUUUUUUGUUUGUUUGUUUGUUUUUUUGAGACAGGGUUUGUAUA
Molecule: messenger RNA, 2001 nt
Organism: Mus caroli (Ryukyu mouse)
Lineage: Eukaryota; Metazoa; Chordata; Mammalia; Rodentia; Muridae
Gene: Svopl
Product: SVOP like
Biological process (GO): transmembrane transport
Cellular component (GO): membrane
Molecular function (GO): transmembrane transporter activity
Source: RefSeq, a predicted model, not a curated record